AUGUCGGCCGGUCUGGUCGUCUUUGGUAACACAGCCAGUCGUGGUUUGGGCUCCGACAUCCUCGUCGGCGCCUCCCUCAAAUCUAUCCACGGAAAGCAUGCUACCUGGAGACAAGAGGUCAUCUUACAAGCCUUUGUGGUUAUUGCUUUUGUCCCUAGCAUUGCUAGUAUGACGGGCGUCUUUUUACAAAUCUUUGGCGCCGGAGCAUGGGCCUCGAUCGCUGCUCUCGAUAGCCUUGCGGUUCACUUUAUUAUUACCUUGCCCCUUGUGGUUUGGGAGUCUGACAUUCACAGCGCCCUUGAGGCAAUCGCCAAUGGCGGAUCCGCCAAGAAGGCUGCUCGCGAUUGGGGCGUCCCGAGGGCAACUCUUUACAAUCGCAUGCAUGGUCACGAAUGCAGAAAGGAUGCAUUUUCUGCUCUUCAGAGGCUUUCUCAGACACAGGAAAAGCAACUUACCGAAUGGAUUCUCAUUCAGGACGCCUUGGGCCUUCCUCCCACUCACUCGCAGAUCAGGCAGUUCGCGCAGCGCAUGCUCGCCGUCAAAGGAGACCACACACCGCUCGGAAAACACUGGAUGCAAGCAUUUUAA
This is a messenger RNA of Hirsutella rhossiliensis, 588 nucleotides long. Its product is annotated as tc5 transposase DNA-binding domain-containing protein. Gene Ontology annotation, molecular function: DNA binding. The transcript has 3 exons. The record is from RefSeq and is a predicted model, not a curated record. The coding region runs from base 1 to 588 and encodes 195 amino acids. NCBI's taxonomy places the organism in Eukaryota, Fungi, Ascomycota, Sordariomycetes, Hypocreales, Ophiocordycipitaceae.